CCGGCUUCCCCAUGCGUCCUGCCCCACUCUCCACGGCUUCCCCUCGCACUCCUGACGUCCUGGCCCAGAUAGCUCGUCGAAGAGACUGAGGCAGAUUAUUAGUGGGUCGCUUAUAAAACCAUGCCGCGGGCCGACCCCCCGGCUGUCGCCCGCUACCGUGGUCUUCCAGUCGCUCCAGUGUGACAUCUUCUCUACUAUUCAAGUCGGGAUUUCAUCCGCUGCCCCCCAUUACUGCUUCUCCAGCUUAUAGCACUCAGGCGCUGUUCAGUGAUGUCUGCCACCAACGCAAUUGCUCUCCCCAGUGCCACCCGUCGUCUGCUCCGCGAUCUGGCCGAGAUCAACGCCUCUCCUGUCGACGCCAACAUCACUGCCGCCCCACUCGAAGACAACAUCUACGAAUGGCACGUCAACUUGCGUAGCACCGUAGUUUCGACCGACGACGGCAGUGACGCUGAUGGCAUCAUGUCCCUCACCCUUCACCUCGUGCUUGUCUUCCCCAAGCAGUAUCCCCUUGACCCGCCUAGCGUCACCCUCUGCACUCCGGUCCCGCACGCCAACGUCGUUCAGUCCCUCGGAGGAUACAGAAUUUGCCUUGACAUGCUCGACGUCAACAAGAACAAUCCGUACGAAGGCUGGUCCAGGUCGUACACCGUCGCCAGCCUCCUCAGGCAGCUGCAAGCGUUCAUUUUCGAUACUGCGUUGAUGUAUUCCACCGACCACGGCACAAUAGGUGAUGCUGUGCGGACGGCGAGGAUGUUUGAAUGCACCCGUUGCGGCCACGGUCAAGGAAAUGGGAAGAGAGCGGUCUGGCCAGCUUUCCCUACGAAAGAGGAAAUGAGCAAGGUCACCAAGCUUGUUGUUCGCCGCGCACCUGUUUCUCGUCGUCCGCGAAUUGUUUCUUCUGCCCAUUCCACCCCGGCAUCCGAAAAUCAGCAGGAAGAGGACGAAUGGACUGUUGUGCAGUCUCGUCGUGCCAAGCGUGUCGGAAUGGCGGAGAAGGUCUACGGGUCCCCCAAGACCUUGGUCAAGGCCAGUGGAACCGGAUUUGUUGCAAAAGCGCGGGGUGUUCAAGCGCCGAAGCCUACUUAUGCUGGCGUUAGCUCGUGGGCUGUCCUAGCGGCCGCCGCGGAGAAAACACAAUUACCAAAGCAGAUUCACAAGGCCUCUCCGGGGACCCUCGUCAUCAGGGAGAAGAAGAGGGCAGACCCCAUCGCACCUCCCCCUCAGUCGCUUACUGAGCUUCGCCAGCUGGUGGUCUCCACCCCGUCCACCGCCCGCCCUGCGUCAGUCACAUCUUUAGCAAACCAAGAAGCGGAACACGCAGUUUGUUUCCCGUCCUCAGACCCGCUGUCUGCAGGACUGUUCGCGACGCUCCCUUACGAGCUCCUCUUCCGCAUCGUGACUCAAUGCGGUUUGACGGGAAACGAUGUGCUCAGCCUCUCCGCCACAUGCCGGCACAUGCAUUUGGUCUGUGAGGACGGGCGCGUGUGGCGGGACUUGUUUUCCCUAUACGCCGGGCGUUCGCGCUACGCAUCCGUCACGGCCGCAACGAUGGCAGACUGGAAAUCCGCGUUUGCAAUGGAGGUCAACUGUGUUGCUGACGGCAUGAGAUGUUUCGCAAGCAAGCUGACAUGGGAAGAGGACAUCCUGGGUCUCCCAAUAACCUAUACCGUCAAUCCAAAAACGAAAUGCGUCGACUACAUCGCGUGCGAAGUCGAGAUGUUGAGUCGGAGCGCAUUCCACGAAGACAAGGUCCGCAAAUCCGUUUGGAACACCGAUUUCUCCGAGUGGUGUCCCGUCUACCUUACCCACGAGCACUUCACGCGCGCCUUGCCGGACAUUCAAGCAUUCCUCAUCAAGAUGUCGCCGGAACGCGGGACCAGGGUGUUUGAUGCGACGAUGGCACUGGACGUCCUUCCCAAGAUGAUGAAUACGCUCAUUGUCCAGCUUUGCGAUCACGGCGUCGCGGCUUCAGCCCGGGCCAUUGAGGGUUAUUUCCUGCUUCACCGCCUUCUGGCCGCCCUCAUCGAACGGUACCCGUCCCUUCAGAAGCGAAUAGACAGCCGGAUCGAUGCGUUUGUCAAUUCAGAAGCCGCUCGGAUGAAGAGCGCCACCCCUUCUCUCGGCAACCUCCUCCCCGUCCUUCCAUUCUCAUCCAGGCAUCGCUGGGCAGCUCCGCGCGUGGCCAACGCAUUUCUGUCCGAGUCGGCCGACCGCGCGGUACUGUGGGUGUGUCACAAGUAUCCGGAGCUCGCAGAGACGACGGAGGGGUCGGGCUCCGUCAAGCCCGACAUGGCGCUGCUGAAGAAGGUCUGGGACGCGCAGGUCGUCUCGAAGAGGCUGAUGAUGUUCCAUGUUUGCUUCUUGAGCUACUUUGACACGGACUCGAAGGCGAGCGGAUUCUUGGAUGCAAGUGACCAGUUCUACGGCAGGCCGCCCAAGAAGAUUGUCGAUCUUUUCCAGAGCCACACCAAAAACAUCCUCGCUGUAUCCACAUGGCCCGCCUACUACGCCAUCAUGCAACAACAGUGCCCCUCGCCCGGUCAACUCACCGCUGCAUGGUCCCAAUCGAUACGCAACUCCCUCCGCAAAAAGUAUCACACCCGGGGGAUGGAUUUCACCAAGAUUCACAAAUCAGGAGUGUCCAAGAUCCUUCUCAAAGGGCAGUCGUAUAGUGCACCCCCAGACGUAAGGAAGGUUUUCAUGAAGGAGACAUGGCGGUACGCGGAAGAUUUGCGGUUCCUCGAUGCUACCUGCUCGGCCUUCGACUUUGAAGGAAAGCAUCUUGUGAACCUUGACUUCAGCAGGCCCACUGCUCUCUCCGGCGCCAUCAAACACAGUGGUGAUAUCGUAGACCAUAGGCUCCGACACGGCACCCACACCAUCACCGUCAACAUCCGCCUGCUGCCCCCUACCGUUCGCGCGCUGGUGUUCUGCAUGUCAGCUUAUGCAGGCUCCACCCUCGCCGACAUCAAAUCGCCCACAGUCCGCCUGGAAACCCCUGUCGUCGAGGGGAACAAAACAAGCACGACCGAGACCACGGAGUUGUGCUCGUACAACUUCAAAUCGUCACCUGAGGAGUUGGGGGAUCGGACUAAUAUCAUAAUGUGCGUCUUGUGGAGACGGGCAACGGAGGCGCGGUGGGAAGUCAAGGCCGUUGGAGAACUGGGAUAUGGGAAAGUCCCUGACUAUAAUAGAAUGCUCCCGGACUUACGGAGGGUAGUCGCGGGACUUGCUUGACCUGCGUCGAAGACAAACUUCCAAAGGAGGCGCUGGUCGUCAACCUGAAUGUAUAUACACGUGUAUUUAUGUAUUUGCUCGCUUAUCGAGUUCCACG
Fimicolochytrium jonesii is the source of this 3337-nucleotide messenger RNA. RefSeq lists its product as uncharacterized. The transcript has 3 exons. The record is from RefSeq and is a predicted model, not a curated record. Bases 271 to 3240 code for a protein of 989 amino acids. Gene Ontology annotation, molecular function: protein binding. Lineage: Eukaryota; Fungi; Chytridiomycota; Chytridiomycetes; Spizellomycetales; Powellomycetaceae.